This is a messenger RNA of Lactuca saligna, 1841 nucleotides long. The record is from the annotation of a GenBank genome assembly. NCBI's taxonomy places the organism in Eukaryota, Viridiplantae, Streptophyta, Magnoliopsida, Asterales, Asteraceae.
CCUGUCCUUUGAAAUAUAAAUUACGCGGUCUCCACGUUUUACCCUUUUCUCUCUCUUUUCUUCUCUCUCUUCCAUCACUGUCCUUUCUUCUUCGAUCAUGGCGAUCUGAGAGAGGGAAAGGAACACACUAUAAAUUAUUUAUUCUUUAGCUAUAAUUCGAGAUUACACUCAAAUAAGUCGUGACGGAGCUAUUAUAUGGAGGUUAUGUCGCCGCUAGACUCGAUUGAUUCGUUGUUGUUCUCCGCCAGCAGAGCAUUGUGUACUCCUUUCGCUGUAUUUGUUCAGAUCCAGGGAUAUGUAAUAUGCUUACUUUUGGCUGCUGGAUGGGCUGGUGCAGCUUAUGUGAGAAACAGAGAAAUAAGACAGAUGAAGAAAUGUAUGAAAGAUGGGAAUGACUUUGCAUUUCUUAGCCAUGAUCUUCAUGAUCUUGAGCACUCAAAACAGAUCCAAUUGCCAGGUGUCACUGUUGUAAUGCCCUUGAAAGGCUUCGGUGAACACAAUCUGCACAACUGGAGAACACAGUUAACUUCCCUUUAUGGUGGCCCUUUGGAGUUCCUUUUUGUUGUGGAUAGCACUGAAGAUCCAGCUUAUCAUGCUGUAUCUAGAUUACUCCUAGACUUUAAGGAUGAUGUUGAUGCCAGAAUAAUCAUAGCUGGUCCAUCCACAACAUGUAGUCAAAAAAUUCAUAAUCAAUUGGUUGGAGUGGAAAAAAUGCAUAAAGGGAGCAAAUAUGUGUUGUUUCUAGAUGAUGAUGUCAGGCUGCAUCCUGGAUCAGUUGGAGCACUCACUGCAGAGAUGGAAAAGAGACCUGAGAUAUUUAUUCAAACUGGUUACCCUCUUGAUUUACCUUCUGGAAGCUUGGGAAGUUACUGUAUCUAUGAAUAUCACAUGCCAUGUUCAAUGGGAUUUGCAACUGGUGGAAGAACAUUCUUUCUUUGGGGAGGAUGCAUGAUGAUGCAUGCAGACGAUUUCAGAACUGAUAAACAUGGUGUUGUCUCACAGCUUAGUGAUGGUGGAUACUCUGAUGACAUGACUCUUGCUGCCAUAGCUAGUGCUCACAAAAGGCUUAUCACAUCACCUCCUGUUGCUGUUUUCCCUCAUCCACUUGCCAGUGAUCUCACUUUUUCAAGGUACUGGAAUUAUUUGAGAAAACAAACAUUUGUGUUGGAGUCAUACACAACAUAUAUAAACUGGAUAAUGAACAGAGCAUUAUUUUCUGUACACUGCUACUUAUCUUGGGGAUUUGUAGCUCCAUAUGUUAUGGCAUUCUUUCAUGUUAUAGCUGCUUUAAGAUUUUACAUGAAGGAAAAAGUAGCUGAAGAAUCUCCUCUCAACCCUAAUGGGUUGAUUCUGGUGGGAUGCUUAGUGACAUGCACAGCAAUUGAACUUCUUUCAAUGUGGAAUUUAACAAGAAUAGAAGUCAGACUAUGCAACAUGUUGUCACCCGAGGCACCUCCUCUUUCACUCAGUGCUUAUAAUUGGUGUUUGGUGUUUGUUGCAAUGGUGGUGGAUAAUUUCCUAUACCCGAUUUCUGCAAUCCGUUCACAUUUUUCUCAAUCUAUCAAUUGGUCUGGAAUCCGAUACCAUUUGAGAAAUGGAAAAAUACACAAGAUUGAAAGAACAAUGGAAAAAGGCAAGAAGUUUUCAGAUUUGGCGGCUAAACGUUUAUACGCAAGGAAAGGAGCGCAAAGCAAGAUUUCGAUUCUUGGUUCUUUAUCAAGAGGUCUGGCCCACUGGAGACAACCAAAAAAAUACGAUGUCUGAAAAAGAAAAAAAAAAAAGAAAAAAGAAAACAUUUAUGGUGAGCAAAAUGUCACCAGGUAAUAUGAUUCAUCCCCCCC